This is a messenger RNA of Peronospora farinosa, 1497 nucleotides long. NCBI's taxonomy places the organism in Eukaryota, Oomycota, Peronosporomycetes, Peronosporales, Peronosporaceae. The record is from the annotation of a GenBank genome assembly.
AUGGCUGCAACUGCUCCUACGUUCGACGUAUGCGGUGUGCGCGUAGCUCACGAUCCCGUCAAGGGCAAAGUAGUGUAUAGUGAGCGAGACUUCCAGCCUGGUCACGUAAUAUUCAGCGAGCAGGCGUUCGUGGCGGCCUCAUGGAGCACGGACUUGUGUGGCGGAUGCGAGGAGCUCCGAUCAGCUGCAACUGUCGCUUCUAGCAACGCGUCGACGGGUUCUCGCCAUCGAUGCCAUUGCGAGCGCACUGGUGUAUCCAAGAUCAUGUAUUCGCCACGGCUGCAGGACAAUGUAGGGCGUCGCAAUGUGGUGGUGAACAUUAUGAAGACCAUCGACGGCAUUGAAGAGGUGGACCGAGCACGCUGCAUCCUCAAGUGUCUGGCCAUUUACGAACGCGAUGCUGACGCUUUGAAUCAAGUCAUGGGCUUGACUUGUGUUGGACAGCAACGUGCUACAAAUGCAGCCGUCCAAUUGCGUCGUCAGCUGCCAGACAUCUUCCCCACAGGCUUCUCGGACAAGCAAAUGGCUACACUCAUUGGCGUACUCAAUACCAACUCACACGAGCUGGAGAACCUGGGAGGAUCAGGACUCUUCCUGUCGGCUUGCCGCAUGGAACACAAUUGCAUGCCCAAUUGCAGCUUCACGACGUUUGACUCGACACUGUGGAUGACCGCUAUCCGCCCCAUCGCACCUGGAGACGCUCUGUCCAUCGACUACGGCAAUUUCUUCUACCGUCCGACACCUGAGCGCCAGGAGUCUCUCCUUGCCUCGUACGGGUUCAUGUGCAAGUGCGAAGCCUGUAUGGUGAUGCCAGACCCCACGCGUGCUGUUCGCUGCCUGUCUGGAAACUGUUCGAAGGGUAUCAUGCUACCUUUCCCUGUGCAGACCAGCAGCAGCAUUGAACAGAACCACCUGCAAUUUGAGUGGCAUUGUCAGACGUGCGGUAAGAUCGCAAACGCAGAAGAAAAUACUCGGAUAUUGGCGGCGGAGCAGAAGCUGAUGGAGGAUGGAUUCCCCGAGAGUCUCGAUGAGGUGGACGCCAUCGUACACUGCAACGUGCUACACGAACAUCACUACCUCUUGUUCUGGGCGCUGGACAAUAUUGGCUGCGAGGCCGCUGCCACUACUUCUUUCCAAAUCGAGGUGCAAGUGGCUAAGCAUCGACGAAUGUUAGCCCAGGUCUGGGAACGCAUCAUCGCUUGUAUGAACGUGGUAGUGCCGACAGCUCAUCAUGAGAAGACCAUUUACUAUGACAAUAUGGCUCAGGUUCAGGUGGUGCUGGGCGAUCUCGUAGCAGCCAGUCACGCGUAUGCACGCGCACAUGAGAUUUCGUGCAUCGUCAGUGGUACGGACUGCUUCCCAACGCGCAAACUGCAGCGUUUGAUGAAAACACCUCCACAAACGGCCGAGGAGCUGCAAAAAGUGUAUGCAGCUGAAGUGCAACACCGCCAGCGACCUACAAGUGAGGAUGAGGAUGAAGAUAUGAGUGACGAGUGA